AUGUUUCCAAACCGUGCGCCUGUGAGAGGUCUUAUUGGCGACAUAUGGGACGCCAAGGUUCGCGGGAAAGCUAUGGUCAUGUUUGCUGUCGCUCCAUAUGCAGGCCCAUCCUUAGGGCCCGUGGUUGCCGGCUGGAUCUUUUGGGUUUUGACUAUCUUCGCAGGGGUCUGUCUCGCUGUGGUGGCGUUCACGAUGCCAGAGACAUAUAUCCCUGUCCUUCUCGCCACCAAAGCGCACAAACUCCGCCAGUCUACCAAGGACGAUAGAUACUAUGCACCCAUGGAAGCAAAUACGCUACCCUUGGGACAACGUGUGGAGUCAACUCUGUCUAAACCGUUCAAGUUACUCUUUCUGGAACCAAUGAUGAUGGCGACGGCUCUUUACAUGAGUUUCAUGUUCGGAACAAUCUAUCUACUCUUCGAAGCCUACCCCAUAGUGUUCACACAAGACCACCAUCUGGAUGCAGGUGUAUCUGGUUUGGCCUUCCUCCCCAUCUCUAUCGGCGCCGCCUGUGGAGCGAUUGUUUACCUCAUCGUGUUCGAACCACGAUACGAGCGUUACAUCACUGAAUAUGCUCCAAACCUCGUCCCUCCCGAAAAGCGUUUGGAGAUGGCUAUGUGGGGAGCACCCCUAUUCUCAGUCGGGUUUUUCUGGUCUGGUUGGACAUCCUACCCUUCAAUAUCAUUCUGGUCGCCACUCGUGGCGGGUGGGUUGAUUGGCAUGUCUAUUUUUCUCAUCUCGCUGCCUUUGUUCAGUUACAUCAUCGACACCUAUCUCUCUGUGGCGGCAUCAGCGCUCGCCACAUUCGUCCGUAGUCUUUUCGGCGCGGCAUUCCCACUGUUCGCCACGCAGAUGUACGAGAAGUUGAACCCACGAUGA
Molecule: messenger RNA, 879 nt
Organism: Stereum hirsutum FP-91666 SS1
Lineage: Eukaryota; Fungi; Basidiomycota; Agaricomycetes; Russulales; Stereaceae
Product: MFS general substrate transporter
Exons: 10
Coding region: 1-879 (292 amino acids)
Biological process (GO): transmembrane transport
Molecular function (GO): transmembrane transporter activity
Source: RefSeq, a predicted model, not a curated record